Lactuca saligna is the source of this 1297-nucleotide messenger RNA. The record is from the annotation of a GenBank genome assembly. Lineage: Eukaryota; Viridiplantae; Streptophyta; Magnoliopsida; Asterales; Asteraceae.
ACAAGAUUCAACUCUCCCCACUCAAACAACACGAUAAGAACCCCAGUAUAAAUUAGAACCCUAUUGUCCACCAAAUUUUCCAAGUUAGUGACUCACUUCACCUGCAACAAAAGAUUCUUGAGAAAGAGAGAGAAAAAAAAAAAAGAACGAAAGAAAAAACAAAUGGGCCAAGAAGAUGAUAUGAUGAUGUCGAUGGCGAUGAGGAAAGGGCCAUGGACAGAGCAAGAAGAUGUUCAGUUGGUUUCUUUUGUGAACAUGUUUGGAGAUCGACGAUGGGAUUUCAUAGCAAAAGUUUCAGGUUUGAAGGUGGCGGGAGAUACAAAAAUGAAAACAUAGGUUUAAAAAGAAGUGGAAAGAGUUGCAGAUUGAGAUGGGUAAACUAUCUACACCCAGGUCUCAAAAGAGGCAAAAUGACUCCUCAAGAAGAGCGUCGAAUCCUUGAGCUUCAUUCUAAAUGGGGCAAUAGGUGGUCAAGGAUUGCUCGAAAGCUUCCAGGACGAACUGAUAAUGAGAUUAAGAAUUAUUGGAGGACCCAUAUGAGGAAAAAGGCACAAGAACAUAAAAGAGCCUUAUCUCCAUCUUCAUCGCUCUCAGAUUCAUCUUCUUACUCAUCAAUAUAUACUAGCAAUCAUACUUUCCAUUCAAUGUCAAUGGUGGAAACCAAAGAAAAAAGUUUCUACGACACCGGAGGGUUAGAAAUGUUGACUAUCACAAAGGGGGAAAGCAAUAGCAAUACCAUUGCAAGUAUUGCUACUAGUCUUAACAAUAGUAGUGAGGGAGAAGAUGGAUACAAUUCAAUGGAUGAAAUAUGGAAGAAUAUAGAUUUAUUAGAAGACGAUGGUAUAAGACCUAUUUUUGACACGUCUAACGAAAUACCACCUUCUCCAAUAUGGGAUUACUCUCUCAACACGCUAUGGAUGAUUGAUGGCCAAGAGGAAAUAGGAAGUCACAUGUUUUUUCCCGACAACAAGCGAGCAAUUUAGCACAAGGUUAAUCGGCUAACUUAGAUUUAAAUCAUAAAUUAAAUUGGUUGUUGAUAUUAAGAUAUUAAAUUCAAACUCUUGUAUGUCAUGCUAUUGAAAUAAUAUAAUAAAAUCUUGUAAAAAAAAGUUCUUACUAUUACUAUGUAUUUAUCUAAAACAUUUUUUAGUUAAAAUCAAGGCGGACCCAAUAUGCAGCAAGGGAUAGCAUGUGCCACCUCUCAAAUUUUCCCGUUAAUUAUAAAUUAGUCUAAAAUUCGUUGGAAAUUCGUCAGAAAUCUAUCCGGAAUCACUCACGAAUCCAUUGGAAAUUUGCC